Molecule: messenger RNA, 3423 nt
Organism: Scleropages formosus (Asian bonytongue)
Lineage: Eukaryota; Metazoa; Chordata; Actinopteri; Osteoglossiformes; Osteoglossidae
Product: TSC22 domain family protein 2-like
Exons: 3
Coding region: 629-2302 (557 amino acids)
Biological process (GO): regulation of transcription by RNA polymerase II
Source: RefSeq, a predicted model, not a curated record
AUGCGCCGGGAUAGAGACAUCUUGACGCGUGCGUGAGUGAGUGAGUAAGAGAGAGAGGUGUCGUUAGUUUGUGAAUUUCAGUUCCCGUGAGUGAGCGAGUCGAUAGGACGCAUUCUCUUGGAGCGCAUUUUUUUUUGUUUUGUUUUAAGAAAAAAUUAAAUAUUCGGCUAAUCUCCCCGCGAAAACAAGGAAUAUUAUCGGGUUUUGUGAAGAGAAAGCGGUGAGCACAGACGUGUUCUUACACAGGAUGUCGGACACUCUUGUUCACAGGUAGAAGAAGUGUUGAGCUAGCGCUGCUAGCCCACUAGCAGCUUGAGAGAGCCGGGGGAGACGGGCCUGCUUGGGGGUUCAAGCCAGGCCCUAUUAGUGACUCCGCACCCCGAAAGUAGCGUCUACAGCCCGGUGGGACGGACAGUUCUCAGCGUCUGAGUCCGAGAGCCCCCGGCGGCUUUUCAAAGCGAUAAAAUGCGACAGGGGGGGAGAGGAAUACGGGUAACGCGCUAGCGCCUCUCGUCUCGGGCAGCCGGUCGGAGCUGUGAGCGCCUCGGGUCGGAGCCCUAAACUAAAGUUUGAGUGACCGGUUUGAGGAGCGCGGCCUCGGGCGGCCGAGGACACUUACUAAUACAAGAUGUCCAAGAUGCCGGCCAAGAAGAAGAGCUGUUUCCAGAUCACUAGCGUGACCCCUGCGCAGGUGGCCGCCAGCGCACCGGCCGAUGACACGGAGAGCCUGGAGGACCCGGACGAGUCCCGCGCCGAGGACGACGUGUCGCGAGCCGACGGGGAGGCGAGGGCGGCCGGCAGGAGUUCCCCGGAAGAGGCGCCAGGCGCCCAGGGGGAGCUGCUGGCGGGGCCUCCCAACGGCGGGGUCGCUUUCAGAAGUGCGGCGCUGGGGGGGGUCGGACCCCAGACCGGGGGAGUAGGGGGAGCUGGCGGUCUUGUCCCGGGGGCUUCCGGGGUGGUUUCCUCUCAGCCACUUCCUCCGGCCGCUGUCCCAGCGACCUCGGCGUCCACAGGCACGAGUAGCUGCACUUCCCGGUUCAGGGUGAUCAAGCUGGACCACGGCACCGGAGAGCCCUUCAGGAGGGGCAGGUGGACCUGCUUGGAGUUCUAUGAGAAGGAUGCGGAGAGCUCUGUUGGCUCCAGGACUGCGGACAGCCUCCGGCAUAUCAGUCUCUUGGAUCAUGCCUCGGACAGGGACAGCGGGAUGGGAACCACGGUGAGCUUGGCGACCGUCUCCUCCCUGCUCUCAGGACCGGGGCCAGAAACCGGUUUGGAAGGCUCCUUCGCCUCGGGCCUCCAGGUCUCUCCGGCUGAGCCACCCCUGCAGCAGAGUAGCGGCUCUGUGCUACCUGGUGCCUUCCAGCCCCCUGGGCACAUCACUGUCCCCGCGCAGCCUGCAGCCGCUCCACAGAACCUCCUCCCACCGGGACAUGAUGGCACACCCCCCAUUGCACCCCUGCAGCAGGUGCAGCAGCCUCCUGGCCCUCCAACCUAUGCGUACCCAGGUCAGCACUCACCUGCCCAUGUCCUUUCUACGCAGCCCACCACUCCGGGGGACUAUAGACAGCCACACGUUACGCUGCUUCAGCCCCAGGGGGUUGGUGGACCCCUGUCAUCUCCUGCCCAGGGUCCAUCUCCAGUCAUCACGCCAGCUGCUGGUGGUGCCCUUCCGCUGGGCAUCCCAGGCAAAACAUUGGACUCUCCAACCCCGGGCCUUGUUCUACAGCAGAAGCCUGUCGGCCAGUACCAGCCCUCUGGUGGUUCUCUGACCACUUCCUCCAGUGUUGCACCGAGCCCUACCCCCACGGAGCAGCCCCAUGUGGGUCGCGGGCCAGGCACGCAGGGCGCCGCCUUCAGCAGUCCAGUGGAGGACAGCCGGAGGCAGCCUGAUGCUCUGCCUCAUGGCCCUAUCUCCUUUGUGAUGGAGGCCUCCAAAGCAGAGAGCCUGCAGCCACCCCCAUCCCCCGUGAGCAACCUGUUUGGAAUCCCUAUAGAUGAGGAUGAUGAUGGUGCAUCAGGAGCCAGUGUGGUGGCCAUCGACAAUAAAAUAGAGCAGGCCAUGGACCUGGUGAAGAGCCACCUGAUGUACGCCGUUCGCGAGGAGGUCGAGGUGCUCAAGGAGCAGAUCAAGGAGCUGAACGAGAGGAACUCUGUGCUGGAGCGGGAGAACGCCUUGCUCAAGUCGUUGGCCAACAGUGACCAGCUCUCCCAGCUCUCCCAGGUGACGGCGCCCCCCCUUCAGGACAGCAGCCACACGGUGUCCCACCUGCUGCCCCAGCAGCCCAACGUGUCCUCAGCUUGAACGCAGGCCUUCCUCCCGCACCAGGGCAGAGUGCGGGGAACAAGAGAAGAGAGCAGAGAGCAGUAACUGUGAAAACCUUACAGCAAAGCGAGUCUCUAUUCUUGUUUGCCAGCAGCUUUGAAAGGCGGUGAGCGGCGCUUCAGUGUAUGUGCGUGUGUGUGUGUGCGCGCUGUUAGGCCUUCCCAGUGUUCGACAAUCACCCUUGCCGAGAGCUCGCCUGGGGGGGCUCUGCUGCCACCGCCGUUAGGGGACCAGAGGCCGCUCCGUUUUGCUUGCUGGGCAGAGAAGACGUGGCCUUCCAAGAAGGAGGUGGAACUAAUUCCCUCCUGGGUGGGGGGUGGGGGGGUCAGGGGAAGAAAAAGCCUUUUCACGUCGUAAGAAGUGUUGUCAGUAGGCAGCCGUACUUCAGCAGGAGUCCAAUCCAUGGGUCCAGUUUAUUUAUUGGAGGGCUGCUAUUCUCAUGGUGUAAACGAGCAACGUCUGUCGAGAAACCUCGUUUCAAAAUAGUGAAGUAUAACGUUCGUACGGAUGGGAGGUGCACUGGAGUAAACCAGCGUAAAUACACAGGCAAUAACAAAUGAAAUUCUGACGUUGUAACACUAAUGGCAGUUUUUACUGUGGGAUUCUUUACUAUAGUGAACAUCAAGUGCAAGUGUACAUUUGUGCAUAGCGUGUGAAGAGCAGAGCAAGUUGUAUAGGUGACACCAGAUCUUGUGAACUAAUGUCCAGUCACACUUUGGUCGGCUACUAUGAAAAUGUAAUUGCCAUACUCUCCCCCCCCUUUGAAAGAGGUCGUCUUCUGCAGACAAAACAUAUAUAUUGGGAUUUUUUUUGGGGGUGGGGGUGGAAAAGCUGUGAAAUUGUUUAACCUCCUUUGUAACCAAAGAUGCAAAGCUGUGUAAUUCCAUUGUUGUUUUGCGAUGCACACCUUCUGUAUUUUGAUUUUAGUCUUAUUUUUCUCUUUCACAACAAAAUAUUUUGUUGCUGUUUAGCAUGUUCUGCAUGACAUGUAAUCUUCAAACCACUUCCUUACCUCAUGUUUUUAUUCUUAUUGUAUCAUAGUGGUCUGUGAACGGUGACGACGGGGGUUAAACGGGGCAAAGAACUGACAUUGACAGUUU